Molecule: messenger RNA, 843 nt
Organism: Neohortaea acidophila
Lineage: Eukaryota; Fungi; Ascomycota; Dothideomycetes; Mycosphaerellales; Teratosphaeriaceae
Exons: 1
Coding region: 1-843 (280 amino acids)
Source: RefSeq, a predicted model, not a curated record
AUGGCGCAACGUCGACGCAACUUCCCCCUUGGGCCGUCUCCUUUGCCUCGCUCCGUCAUUACCGCGGCCGAUCUCUCGCCGUGUACACUGACGUUCAUUCCGACGCCACGACUGGCCGACCCAUCCUAUCCACCGCUACAGCAUGACCCCAUCGAUACACCGACAUUCAUUGGGAUUCUGCGAGUCCAGGUCUCGAGAGGGAAGAAGACGACGGUGGGGAUGAGAGCACUUGAUCUGCGGGUCCGACGUGCUGUGUCGUUCGACAGGAGACUGGAGGAAGCAAGGAGGCGUGUAGAAGGCCGAGAACACGAGCAUGGGGAGGUGGAUGACGAUGUUGGUGUUGAAGAGGUGGAUGAUGUGAUGAAUCUGGACGACGAAGGGGGGAAUGGAGAGGGGAUGGAUGUCGACGGGGGGUACGGCGUGGCGAAAGCCGAGGUGCCGUUUGAAAGUGUGCGCGGGUUGACUUUGGGAGAGUCCGAGCCACGCCAAGGUGGGGUUGACCUCGCUAUGGGCGCCACGGACUUUUUGGAGGAUGGACCGACGGGGACAGAGGAUACACCGGAGCCGGAAGAGAGGGCCGGUGAGAGUCGUCACGCCAAUUCGAACCCGACUGCGGCGGAGGGUCGCGCUGCUGGUGUUAAGUCACGGCCGUGGGAAGCAGACUCUGCCGUCCGUAGCCACAAGCGCCAAAAGCGUGGCUGGGACGAGUGGGGAGAUCCUGACGGAAGGCCAGGAACGGAAGGGGAGGAGGACGGUCACUACCGUGCCGUCGAUGCUCCAGUUCAAGCUUCAGCAGACCAGCUGGCAGGGCGGAAGAUGGCGCGUCCGACAUCGCGUCUAUGA